AUGACACCCCUCUACCAUUUCAGUGUAGUGAAUGAACCUCUCUACCAGGUCAGUGGAGUGAAGGAACCCUUCUACCAGUUCAGUGGAGUGAAGAAACCCGUCAAACAGUUCAGUGCAGUGAAGGAACCCUUCUACCAGGUCAGUGCAGUGAAGGAACCCUUCUACCAGUUCAGUGGAGUGAAGGAACCCUUCUACCAGUUCAGUGGAGUGAAGGAACCCUUCUACCAGUUCAGUGGAGUGAAGGAACCCUUCUACCAGUUCAGUGGAGUGAAGGAACCCUUCUACCAGUUCAGUGGAGUGAAGGAACCCGUCUACCAGUUCAGUGGAGUGAAGGAACCCUUCUACCAGUUCAGUGGAGUGAAGGAACCCUUCUACCAGUUCAGUGGAGUGAAAGAACCCUUCUACCAGUUCAGUGGAGUGAAGGAACCCUUCUACCAGUUCAGUGGAGUGAAGGAACCCGUCUACCAGUUCAGUGGAGUGAAGGAACCCUUCUACCAGUUCAGUGGAGUGAAGGAACCCGUCUUCCAGUUCAGUGCAGAGAAGGAACCCUUCUACCAGUUCAGUGGAGUGAAGGAACCCUUCUACCAGUUCAGUGGAUUCAGUGGAGUGAAGGAACCCUUCUACCAGUUCAGUGGAGUGAAGGAACCCUUCUACCAGUUCAGUGCAGUGAAGGAACCCUUCUACCAGUUCAGUGGAGUGAAGGAACCCGUCUACCAGUUCAGUGGAGUGAAGGAACCUGUCUUUCAGUUCAGUGGAGUAAAGGAACCCGUCUACCAGUUCAGUGGAGUGAAGGAACCCGUCUACCAGUUCAGUGGAGUGAAGGAACCCGUCUUCCAGUUCAGUGGAGUGAAUGAACCCGUCUACCAGUUCAGUGGAGUGAAGGAACCCCUCGCUCAUUCCCAGGAUGAGAUUCAGUCUGCGUGGUUUGCAGUGCCUUGGGGACCUGGAUGGAUGUCCUAA
Rana temporaria (common frog) is the source of this 960-nucleotide messenger RNA. Its product is annotated as repetitive proline-rich cell wall protein 1-like. The coding region runs from base 1 to 960 and encodes 319 amino acids. The transcript is spliced from 2 exons. Lineage: Eukaryota; Metazoa; Chordata; Amphibia; Anura; Ranidae. The record is from RefSeq and is a predicted model, not a curated record.